Molecule: messenger RNA, 3702 nt
Organism: Hippocampus zosterae (dwarf seahorse)
Lineage: Eukaryota; Metazoa; Chordata; Actinopteri; Syngnathiformes; Syngnathidae
Gene: tlk2
Product: tousled-like kinase 2
Exons: 21
Coding region: 682-2781 (699 amino acids)
Biological process (GO): intracellular signal transduction; chromosome segregation; peptidyl-serine phosphorylation
Cellular component (GO): nucleus
Molecular function (GO): protein serine/threonine kinase activity; ATP binding
Source: RefSeq, a predicted model, not a curated record
CUUACUACUUGACACAAUCUCACGAGACAUUAUGAGAUUUGGGUGAUUAUUGUUUACAUUUCAAAAAAAAAAAAAAACGCCUGGAGAACCGAACCGAAUCGAUCCGGAUUUAACUGAAACGCCAACUUUUCUAAAGGGCAAUAUUGAAUUCUAUACGAGGAAGGAAGGAAGGAGACGUGCAUCGCCCAACUUUGUUAAGGUCGCCCUGGACCAUAAAAGCAUCCCCACCACAGGGGGAGGAAAAAAGUAGGGGUUAACUGACGGCAGCUUUAAAGACAUCAUUUAUACCUGCUGGAGAGAGGUGGGGGGCAAAUAACUCCAGGGUCGCCAUUGUGUGGACGGGGAGACGCGAUAUCACAACAGUUAUGGUGCUCGGCGAAGGGGACGUGAAGGGGAUCCCCGCCUAAGAAGUGCUAAAAGGCGGGUCCGGGAUACCCUCAGCUGCCGAGGCCUUCCGAGCGGAGGGUGGGGGAAUCCUCCGUCGGAAUCCUCUGUCGGAAUCCGGCCGUCGUCCUUACCCGAGUUUACCGUACGAUCCUCUCACACAAGCGUCACGCGAGGCCCGAGGCUGUGGAUGCGGCCUACAACGGGAGGGACUGACGAGCACCGGGGGGAAACAACGGGGACGCCACCCGGGGAUUAAAACAGACCCCGAAGAGCGAGGAAACGCUCGAGUGCACCAUGAUGGAAGAACUGCACAGCCUGGACCCUCGGCGACAGGAGCUGCUGGAGGCUCGCUUCACUGGGGUUGGCGUGGCUAAGGGCUCGGGUCAGAGUCAGAACGAGUCGUCCAACCAGAGUUUGUGCAGCGUCGGCUCGCUCAGUGACAAAGAGCUUGAGACUCCGGAGAAAAAGGCAAAUGACCAGAGAGUCCGAAAACGGAAAGCGGACCACUUUGAUGGCAGCCAAGGCAAAGCAGGAACAAGGGGGCAUAAAAUUAGCGAUUAUUUUGAGUUUGCGGGAGGCAGCGGUCCCGGUGCCAGCCCCGCCAGGGGGAUCCCACCGGUGAUCCGCUCUUCCCCGCAGCACUCCCUCUCCAACCCGCCCGUCACGGUGCAACAGGGAAGCCCGUCGUCAGUGGGCUCAGCCAACACAGAGCACUCGUCGUGCUCUUUGAAACCAGUCACCCUUUACCUGCUCCACAAAGCCACACAGUCCGACCUUACCAUAGAGAGGCUAAUCGCAAUGGAAAACAACAAGAAUUCCGACCUGGAGAAGAAAGAGGGACGUAUCGACGAUUUGCUGCGGGCUAACUGUGACCUGCGGAGACAAAUCGACGAACAGCAGAGGAUGCUUGAGCGAUAUAAAGAGCGCUUAAAUAAGUGCGUGACCAUGUCCAAGAAGCUCCUGAUUGAAAAAUCCAAGCAGGAGAAGAUGGCGUGCCGAGACAAAAGCAUGCAGGACCGCCUACGGCUGGGCCACUUCACCACAGUCCGACACGGAGCAUCUUUCACCGAGCAGUGGACGGACGGCUACGCCUUCCAGAACCUCAUCAAGCAACAGGAGCGCAUCAACUCGCAGCGAGAAGAUAUCGAGCGGCAACGUAAGCUGCUGGCCAAGCGCAAGCCGCCCUCCAUGGCCCAGACGCCGCCGCCCAACCUGGAACAGAACAAACGCAAGAGCAAAGCCAACGGCACGGAGAGCGAAGCGUUAUCGCAGGCCGAGUACCACGAGCAAGAGGAAAUCUUCAAGUUAAGAUUGGGCCAUCUAAAGAAGGAGGAGGCCGAGAUCCAGGCGGAGCUGGAGAGGUUGGAGCGAGUCCGCAACUUGCACAUUCGCGAGCUCAAAAGAAUCCACAACGAGGAUAACUCCCAAUUCAAAGACCACCCGACGCUAAACGACCGAUACCUGCUUCUUCAUUUACUCGGACGCGGGGGGUUCAGCGAAGUCUACAAAGCCUUUGAUUUAACAGAGCAACGGUACGUGGCGGUCAAAAUCCACCAGCUCAACAAAAACUGGAGGGAUGAGAAAAAGGAAAACUACCACAAACACGCAUGCAGAGAAUACAGAAUCCACAAGGAGCUGGACCACCCGCGAAUAGUGAAACUCUACGACUACUUCUCGCUCGACACAGACUCGUUUUGCACAGUCCUGGAGUACUGUGAGGGCAACGACCUGGACUUCUACUUGAAACAGCACAAGCUGAUGUCCGAGAAGGAAGGCCGCUCCAUCAUCAUGCAGAUUGUCAACGCCCUCAAGUACCUCAACGAGAUCCGGCCGCCCAUCAUCCACUACGACCUUAAACCAGGUAACAUCCUGCUUGUGAACGGCACGGCGUGUGGCGAGAUCAAGAUCACAGACUUUGGCCUAUCCAAGAUCAUGGAUGACGACAGUUACAACUCUGUAGACGGCAUGGAGCUCACGUCGCAGGGGGCCGGCACGUACUGGUACCUGCCCCCUGAGUGUUUCGUAGUCGGAAAAGAGCCCCCCAAAAUCUCCAACAAGGUGGAUGUGUGGUCUGUAGGGGUCAUUUUCUACCAGUGCUUGUAUGGCCGUAAGCCUUUUGGCCACAACCAGUCUCAGCAGGACAUCCUGCAGGAGAACACCAUUCUGAAGGCCACAGACGUGCAGUUCCCGCCCAAACCAGUCGUCACACCAGAAGCCAAGGCGUUCAUCCGACGCUGUUUAGUGUACCGGAAGGAGGACCGCAUUGACGUGCACCAGCUGUCCAACGACCCCUUCCUCAUGCCUCACAUCCGCAAGUCAGUGGCCUCUUCGGGCAACUCGGCCAUGGCGGUGGCCUCCACGUCCAGCUCCUCAAACAGCAGCGCCUCCAACUGAGACCCCGUCCGCGCAUCCUACACCCUCCUACUCAUAGCAUCCAUCUUGAGGAGAAGAGGUAUCCUCUCCUUUCCACUGCUGGUGGUUGGUGUCAAAGCCCAGGAGUGAAGGUGGCCUGCGGCAUUUGGGGUUUUCUGCUUUAAGAAAAGAAAAACAAAAUAAAAAAAGUCCAGAAAUGCUUCAGCUUGGCCAUAAGGACGAGACUGUAUUGUCCCCCUCCCUUGCUCGCAAAUCCAUGCUUGAAGCCCCUCUGGUGGACAUAUUUUGCGUUACAAGUACCCCCCCCCCCCCCCCCCCCGCCCCGCGCGCCCCCACCCUAACCCAAACAGCAUAGAAUUCCCAGAGUUUGUGUGGACAUGCACGGGCUCUGAUAGGAGGCCAUCACACAAGAGGCCCUUCACCGCCAUCACCCCGUCAGCCCUGUGACCAAAGCUUUUAACCAGAUGGUGGCGCCGUUCGCCUCCUCAGUUCUCAAAUGCUUGACAUGGAGUGAAAGUACUGAGGAACGUCCCCUCCCCCGCACCUCCCCCAAAAGAAAGCUACCCCCACCACCUUGUUGCCACCCCCAUAUUCUUCUCUUUACAUUUUUUUCGGGAAGAGCAAAACCAUUUUUAUGGAGAAGACCUUUUUUUUUUUUUUUUUACCCCCCACCCUCCUUUUUUCUCUCUCUCUCAAGUUGCCUUUAAUUAGAACUCUUGUUUUUGUUGACCCCCGCAAGCCUUCUACCCCUUCUCUCCUCCCCUGACUUCCUACAACAAACACACAUAUUUAUUUAGGUAUGUUUGAAUUCAAUUUUCAGCCAUUUAAAAAUGCAAAGGACUGAUUGACCUUCUAGUACUUUUUCGGGGGGGAAGAGUUUGGGCCUUAGCAGGACGUUGCAUCAACCAUUAAAAAAAAAACAACAACAACUAUUGUUUCAAA